CCAGCAAACACUCGAGUCGAAACUAAUAAUUAAUUACCAUUUUCGAUCGAUCUUCUUCGAUCGUCGGCUUGGCGAUGGACAGAGUGCUGCGACUGUCAUCGCAGAAGGCGGUGGUGAUCUUCAGCGUCAGCUCCUGCUGCAUGUGCCACACGGUGAAGCGGCUGUUCAUGGAGCUGGGGGUGGACGCGGCGGUCCACGAGCUGGACCAGGACCCCAAGGGCAGGGACAUGGAGCGCGCGCUCGCCAAGAUGCUCGGCCGCACCCCGCCGGUGCCGGCCGUCUUCAUCGGCGGCAACCUCGUCGGGCCCACGGACAAGGUCAUGUCCCUCCACCUCGGAGGCAAACUCGUGCCGCUACUGCGCGACGCCGGCGCGCUCUGGCUCUGACGGCGCCCGGCGAACGACCAAAACGAAAAUAAUUAAGGCCCGAGUUUUGAAUUUUGACGCUGCCGAUAGAUUACAGUAUUAAUACGCUAGUUAACAUGGCGAUAAGGAUCUCUCAGUUCUUGUUUUUGGCCUUUAAGACACCGCUCGAAGUGUACAUUAUCGAUCGAUGUACCGCUCAAUUACUGCAUUUGCAACGAAAUACUACUCAAACGAAUAAUGCUCUACCA
Messenger RNA from Zingiber officinale, 613 nucleotides. RefSeq names its product putative glutaredoxin-C14. Lineage: Eukaryota; Viridiplantae; Streptophyta; Magnoliopsida; Zingiberales; Zingiberaceae. The record is from RefSeq and is a predicted model, not a curated record. Bases 75 to 386 code for a protein of 103 amino acids. The transcript has a single exon.